AGAACCCAAACUUCCCUGAGUACUUGGAGCCAGGAAAGAAGCAUGAAGUGGCUUGUGCUCCUCGGGCUGGCGGCCUUCUCAGAGUGCAUAGUCAAAAUACCUCUAAGGAGAGUGAAGACCAUGAGAAAUACCAUCAGUGGGAAAAACAUACUGAACAGUUUCCUGAAGGAGCAUACUUACAAACUGUCCCAGAUUUCUUUUCGUGGCUCAAAUCUAACUACUCACCCGCUGAGAAACAUCAGGGAUAUGCAAUACAUGGGUAACAUCACCAUUGGAACACCCCCUCAGGAAUUCCAGGUUGUCUUUGACACAGGCUCAUCUGAAUUGUGGGUGGCGUCCGACUUUUGCACUAGUCGAGUCUGUGCUACACAUGUUAAAUUCAGACAUCGUCAGUCUUCCACCUUCCGGCCUACCAAUAAGACCUUCAGGAUCAGCUAUGGAUCCGGGAGAGUUAAAGCAGUUGUUGUUCAUGACACAGUUCGGAUUGGGGACCUUGUAAGUACUGAUCAGCCAUUUGGUAUAACUGUGAAGGAAAAGUGGUUGGAGGGCCGAAAUUAUGAUGGUAUCUUGGGCUUGAACUACCCCAACAUCUCCAUCUCUGGAGCCAUCCCCAUCUUUGACAAGCUGAAGAAUGAAGGUGCCAUAUCUGAGCCUGUUUUUGCCUUCUACUUGAGCAAAGAUGAUCGGGAGGGCAGUGUGGUGAUGUUUGGUGGGGUGGACCACCGCUACUAUGAGGGAGAGCUCAACUGGGUACCAUUGAUCGAAGCCGCCGACUGGGUUGUACACAUGGAUCGCAUCACCAUGAGAAGAAAGGUUAUUGCUUGUUCUGGUGGCUGUGAGGCCGUUGUUGACACUGGGACAUCAGCAAUCGAAGGCCCAGAAAAACUGGUAAAAAAGAUACAGAAGCUCAUCGGCGCCAGGCCACGAGGUUCCAAGUACUACGUUUCAUGUUCUGCGGUCAAUACCCUGCCUUCUAUUAUCUUCACCAUCAAAGGCAUCAACUACCCAGUGCCAGGUCGAGCUUACGUCCUCAAGGAUUCUAGAGGCCGCUGCUUUACCGCCUUUCUAGAGGACAAAGUGAGUUCAUCUACAGAGACCUGGAUCCUGGGUGACGUCUUCCUGAGGGUGUAUUUCUCGGUCUUUGAUCGAGGAAAUGACAGGAUUGGCCUGGCACGGGCAGUGUAA
Messenger RNA from Budorcas taxicolor (takin), 1185 nucleotides. Its product is annotated as pregnancy-associated glycoprotein 1-like. The transcript is spliced from 9 exons. Bases 43 to 1185 code for a protein of 380 amino acids. Lineage: Eukaryota; Metazoa; Chordata; Mammalia; Artiodactyla; Bovidae. Gene Ontology annotation, molecular function: aspartic-type endopeptidase activity. Gene Ontology annotation, biological process: proteolysis. The record is from RefSeq and is a predicted model, not a curated record.